UCUGGUUUCAGAUGUCACUCGUCACCUGGAAUCGAACCGGUCGUCCACUCCGGGGACGAUACGGUCACAACUAAUUGUGUGGGCAAGUUAACCGCGGUCGUCCUGGGGUGAAGUGACAGUACGGUGCUAAAGAAGUUCCUCAUGCUUACGUGGUUCUGUGGUUCACGUACUUGUGCUGUGAACCUGGCAACCUGAGUUCUUGAACGGUGGCCACGGCUAACUUCAGUGGCGAGUGACAUCCUGAUCCACUCCCCGGCUCUCCGACCAUAACCCCGCACGGACCGCCACAUGUGGUUCACCAGCACAGUUAACAACAACAAUAAAACGCAACACAUUCGUCACUGACACGACCUUAGCUCUAACCUGGUUAAAUUUAACACGAGUUUCAAACUAAAACGUGUCGUAAAUCAGGGCCACAUCCCACGAGUUGCUGUUUGUGUUGUUGUUGUUGGUGCUGCUGCUGCGACUUGAGCGACCAGUUUCUAUAUUUACAGCGGAGCGCAGCCUUCGGGCUUAACCCCACAGUGUCUCGUUACUCACCGGCGCUGCCACCUGUUCUCUAGCCUUUAUUUAACCAGGAGAAGAACACUGUUGGGAUUCUCUGUGGUGGAAUGCGCGCAGGGGCUGUCAGGAGGAACGACUCGUAUGUGCGCUGGGAUCGUCAGCAGUGUGCGGCACCUGCCUCUGGAGAUUGAGGCUGCCGACUACUCCCUCAAGCUGUACCAAAGCCUGGAGAAGGACACGGGAAUAAGCACAGGAUUUAAGAAGACUGGCGUUAUAUCGCUGGCACAGACUCAAGACCGGAUCAUCUCCCUACAGAGGAUCGCAGCUCAGCUGAAUGCGCGGGGCACAGAGGCCAUGAUGCUGACGGCACAGCAGGUGCUGGAGAUGCACCCGUGGGUGAGGGCUCGCGGUGGUGAUGGUGGCGGCACCGGGGAUAUCGUGGGCGGUCUCCUCGUGCCGGGCGACGGCACCGUCUCCCCUGGCGACGUGUGCCGUGCCCUGGCUCAUGCAGCCGUUGCCCACGGGGUGCAGAUUCGCGAGCGGACGGCGGUGAACCACAUCCUGGUGGACAAGGGCCGCGUGACGGCCGUGGAAACGGACCACGGAGAAGUCGAGUGCGAGUUCUUCGUCAACUGCGCCGGGCAGUGGGCGUAUGAGCUGGGCCAGUGUUCCGACGAGGCGGUGUCGGUGCCGCUGCACCCGUGUGAGCACUUCUACCUGCUCACGCAGCCACUCUCCCCGCCGUUCGGAGAGAAUCUACCAGUGAUCCUGGACCUGGAUGGCCGUGUGUACGUGCGAGAGUGGCAGGGCGGCGUGCUGUCAGGAGGGUACGAGAAGAACCCCAAACCCAUUUUCACUGAGGGCAAGAACCAGGUGGAGUUCCAGACGAUGGAGCAAGAUUGGGACCACUACGAGCCCCUGCUGGGCGCGCUGCUGCACCGCAUGCCGGGCCUGGACGGGGCGGCCGUGUCGCGCCUCGUGAACUGCCCCGAGGCGUUCACGCCGGACCUGCGCUGCAUCAUGGGCGAGGCGCCCAACGUCCACAACUACUUUGUCCUCGCCGGGAUGAACUCGGCCGGAUCGACGCUGGCCGGGGGCCUGGGCAAGUACCUGGCGGAGUGGAUGGUGACCGGGAGCCCCUCCGAGAACGUGUGGCCCCUGGACGUCCGCCGCUUCGGGGGCCUCCAGAGCAGCCGCACGUUCCUGCGCCACCGCAUCAUGGAGGUCGUGCCGCUCACGUUUGAGCGCAAGUUCCCGCACGUGGAGUUCCAGACAGGCCGGCGCCUGCGGAUGUCUCCGCUGUUUGACCGCCUGGAUGCGCAGGGCGCCCGCUGGGCCGAGAAGCACGGUUACGAGCGAGCCAAGUUCUUCGUGCCGCCCGAUUGGCCACACGAGGUGGACGAGAGAGGAACCUUCUUCAAGCCGAGCUGGUUCGACAUCGUGCGGGCAGAGGUGGCAUCGUGCAGGGAGGGCGUCAGCGUCAUUGACAUGACCUCCUUCACCAAGUUUGAGCUGCGGUCGGCGGGCAGCGAAUCUCUGGAGCUGCUGCAGUCGCUGUGCGCCAACGACCUGGACGUCCCCGUGGGCAGCAUCGCGCACACGGGCAUGCUGAACGAGGCCGGCGGCUACGAGAAUGACUGCAGCGCUGUGCGCGUCACCAAGGGCAAUUUCCUGGUGAUCUCUCCGACCGACCAGCACGUGCGCAGCUGGCGCUGGCUAAGCCAGCACCUCCCCGCCGACGGCUCCGUGCAGCUGGAGGACGUCUCCGACAAGUACACGGCGUUGAACCUCAUCGGGCCCCGGGCGCAAGACGUGCUGUCGGAACUCUCGUACACGCCCGUCACCCCCGAGCACUUCCCCUCCAUGCUCUGCAAGGAGAUGAGCAUCGGCUACGCAAAUGGGAUUCGCAUUAUGAGCAUGACCCACACGGGGGAGCCAGGCUUCAUGCUCUACAUCCCAACAGAGUACGCGCUGCACGUCUACAACGAGCUCAUGAACGUGGGAAAGAAGUUCGGCAUCCGCAACGCGGGGUACCUGGCGCUGCGCAGCCUCCGCAUCGAGAAGCUCUUCGCGUUCUGGGGCCAGGAUUUGGACCCGCGCACGACCCCGCUCGAGUGCGGCCGAGAGUUCCGCGUCAAGUUUGACAAGGGCGUGGAGUUUGUGGGGCAGGAGGCGCUGCUGCGACAGCGUGAGGCCGGCGUGCGACGCCGGCUCACCAUGCUUCUCCUGGACAACCACGACCCCGAGGUUGACCCCUGGCCCUGGGGCGGGGAACCCAUCAUCUGCAACGGAGACUUCGCAGGACUCACCACGAGCUGCGACUACAGUUUUGGGCUGGAGCGCCACGUGUGCCUGGGCUUCGUUUGCCUGGGCCAGCCCAUCACGCCAGACCUGAUCGCGCGCUCCGAGUAUGAGGUACAGGUGGCCCAGCGGCGCUACCAAGCCCGCGCCAAGCUCUACCCUGUACCCAUAAUGCCAAGGAGCUAACGCGGCCGCCCCCUUCCUCCUGCUCGUUUGCGACGAGCGUGCGCGAGCCGGCACCCGCUGGCACCACCCGCCCCCUCAAGAUUCGGGCGUCGUUACGGUCCCACCGCCACUCCUCAUCGUCGCCACCGCUGACUCCCUCGGCAAGACCCUGCAGCCGCUGCUGCCGCUGCUGCACAGUCGACACGCGGCAACCUCACAAGAUCUGCCCUAACGCUAUCCCGCCAUCGCCUCCAAGGUCUUCUCUUCCUUCCACUUGGUCAUGAGACUUGUGGAAACCGCACUCCAUUGGCCGUGUCGGUCCGUUACAUGCCCCCCAACCUUUGUGUUUCCUUCUCUCUUUAUUUUAUUUGCUUCUUGUCCCUGAUCGUUUUCAACAUUUCCGUCCUCGUGGUGGUUUGUCACCUCAGAACGAAGAAAAUGUCACCGCGGGCCUCUCGCGGUGGCAGAUUUAACGCCGCACAGCCCGGGAGACGACGCCCAGAGGGGCUGCGUGAGUGGGGGCGGCUCGUGCAUCCUCGUGCAGCACGAGAUGGCGCCUCUGCCUGCCCUCUUAAAAGAGUUUCCAGUGCGCAGGCCCCGGUGAAUUUGCUGAGAUCCUCGGCUCACUACAUCUCGAGAAGCUGUGUUCAUUACAGGUAACUAAACACCUGGACUCGGUAAUAAUUAGUGCUGUGAGCCGAGCCGCGUGCUCCGAUAGCGGCACUGUGAGGACGACGGUCGACGUGGCCCCGCCGUGCGUCCCCUCCUUGCUCGCCGCACUGAAUCCGUCCUCGCUCCUCCGCUGGCGUCCACACACGGAGAACUGCGAGCGCUUCCCGCAAGUCUUUGCCACAGGCGACCGGGGCCUCGUGCCUUCGCAGCUGGGGAACGAUCGCGCAGCUCGAGGCCACGGGACAUCGUCGUCAGGUGGAGUUCCCUCGACGCAGACGCCGCGUUCCCGUGGUCCGUCCGUUUCACGCGGACGAACGUUUGGCUCCCCCGUGUGUAGGCGCGUGGGAAUGCUGCCACGGCGUAGCGGUAUGCCCCCCUGGACCUGCAACCAACCCGUUGGUCGCCGUGUGCCCAUCACACAAAUCGGGCAUGUUUCUUAAAUCCCCUUCCCCACGCCUCUGUCCGCCCAGCAGUAUGAACUGGUGCGUGGCCAUCGUCGAACCAUCGCUUGCGGUUGGGUUAGAGUGAGGAUUCUACCCAGCUUUAUUGCUCCCACCCCCAUCACGAGCUCUAUCCUUACUAUUUGGUUCUUUCGGUAAAGUCACGUAGGUAAAGAAAAUACAAAAUAAAUUAAAUCACGACGUUUCGGACCCAACACAAGCGUCCAUCAUCAGGUGGGACAAGCGUCCGUCAUCAGGUGGGACAACCACAGCAAAAAACAGUUGCUGAAGUAGGAGAAAGAUCUGCUAGUAACAGGGGGUUAUAUAGAUGAGGGAGGGGGGGCAGAGCCAAGGAAAGAGAGGGUGGGGGGGGGAGCAAAUAUGACAUUGAGGGCAAAUAAGCUGAGGAGCAGGGAGCGGUAAAUGAACCUGCGCUGCAAGACUGACAUGCAUGGCAAAUUUCUGAAUGAUGGACUGGGUGUAAGAGACUGGAGAUUGCGGAUAUGAAAGCAAACUAUAAAGCAGUUAAGGUUUUACCAGGUUAAUAACAUCUUUCCAAUGAUUGCUCAAUUUAUAUCCAUCUUCUCGGUUGAAGUUAUGUCUAUGUUUAUAUAUCUGGAUGGCUUCAUGAACAAACCUUUGAUAGUAUCCCGAAGGUUUGCAGAGUACCUUGGUCUGAGCACCUUGAAAUAACCAAAGAGUAUGGAUCCUUGCAGUCACGAAAACGACAAAUCUGGAAUGACCUCAGUCCUCUCGUGGGCCUCUUUAGAAACUCUGUGGUGGAGGCCACUUCCACAGAGUGGCAUGAGCAAGCAAUUGAAGGGCUGCGCCAUGCAGUGGCAGUGUUAUCGGCACAGCACUUUUGCCUUGCUAGGUGCACCUUGAGGCCACAUGAAGAGUUGCAGAUUUGCUGGCAGGAAGUCACAUAACAGACUUAGGUGCCAUGGGUUCACUGACUGAAAUGACUGUCACAUGCACUACCUGUGGUCCCCAUUGUACCAAAUAGAUUAUUUUUAUCUGCUGGGCGCUCUGCUCGUUGUUGGAGGGCAACUGAUUCCAACGCCCAGUAUCAUCCUUCACGAGCCUCCUCUACAGAGGCCGAUCUUGGUACCACUGCUACCAGUCAUUGGCAAGUCCAUUCAGCUCCAUAUUCUCCUGUACCACAUCAGCACAUCUCUUCUGUAGCCCGUGCCGUACCUGUUUAGCCCCAUCUAUCCGGCUAAACAGAAGCUGCUUGGGCAAGCAGUGGCUGGUCUUGCGGGCUACAUGAACAAGCCAACGUAGCCUCGCCUGCCGGAGGAGCUCACUGAUGGGAGUGUCCAGAUCUUAUAUACAAACUGUAUAUACACGUAUAUUGGGGCUUCCCUCCUGUGAUGUAUAAGAGUGUGAAACCAACUGCACUGCAAGGGGUUAUUGCAUCUGGUCAUUGGUGACCGGGCUAAGAAAAGUAAAUAAUGUUCCACUUGAGAACUUGUUUUUACGUGUGUAGACUGCUCGACACACACCAUUUCGGAUGCAAGAGGAAUCAGGAGUAUUUUAACGCUCCCAAAACAAACGAUAAAACUUUAAACGAUGGAAUUUCACAGACGAGGCAAAUGUGGCUGUGGGCACGUUGGGCGCAAAGGAAUCGUCUCCUUAAAUGCAUUAGCGGUAAUGUGGCGCAUAUUGAUUUUACUUUCAAAGCACCGUGUAACUUAAAUGGUUAUACAGGCACGUGGUUAUGUCAUAAAGUGCUUUACUCACUAAACAGUGUGAGUUCAGAUCGUGGUCGAUCAGAAGUUGACUCAACUCUAUCGUCACUCUGGGUUCGAUUAUAAAUGGGUCCUACUGUUUGUGGGACAUCAACAGCUGUUGUGUCUUGUGGAGGUCAUAGAAAUAUGGAAAUUCCACCAUUGGCUCAUCGCAUUUGUGCAUGGAGACGACUUUUUUUUUACUUAAUCGGAAGACUGCAUGUUUUAAAAUCUCAUUGUGGGUUGUAUAGUUUCCAGGUUUGCCACACAGAAAAUGUGGUCAAGUUCAAACUCCUCUUUUAAACAUUUAUAAAGAAUGUUUUUUUUUCUUUCCACCAUACAAACACUGGCCCUUAACCAAGCACUUGGCUAACAUUCGCACAUUACAGACUGGGGCUCCCUGCUCCAGUUUCUCCUCUCUUCACAGCCGGCGCCUGGGCUCCUCCCCCCCCCCCCCUCAUGUCGAGAAUGAAUCCCGUGCACCAUAAGCUAAGUAAGGUUGCCUUUUCUUGCCAUGCAUUUGGGUUCCGCCGGUCGCAUUGCUUUCUCAACUGCUUGUCCAAGACAUCUUCGAGAAAGCGAUUUUGUGUCCUUUGCAAAGACUUUUUCCCAACAUGCUUUACACAGAGGCACGUUCAUAUACAUCUAUCUGGCAUAUCAUACAUUUCAAAAGCGCUACUAUAUUUAUUUUUAUGGUUAUAUUUGUAUUGUUAAACGUUAUAGUAUUGUUACAUUUGUUUGUGUUGUUCUCCCAGUUGUGCAGAGUUCAGUGCUUUAAUUCACAAGUGGGGAGAAUUGUGGUCUGGUUCAGAUUUUCAUGAAAUCCAAUAAACUUGUCAAAUGGAG
This is a messenger RNA of Petromyzon marinus (sea lamprey), 6658 nucleotides long. The record is from RefSeq and is a predicted model, not a curated record. Lineage: Eukaryota; Metazoa; Chordata; Hyperoartia; Petromyzontiformes; Petromyzontidae.